Molecule: messenger RNA, 396 nt
Organism: Penicillium angulare
Lineage: Eukaryota; Fungi; Ascomycota; Eurotiomycetes; Eurotiales; Aspergillaceae
Exons: 2
Coding region: 1-396 (131 amino acids)
Source: RefSeq, a predicted model, not a curated record
AUGAAUCUCUGCUUAGAAUAUGUUGAGCCUUUCAAUUUCACGAAUCGACGUUUCCAGGUUGAGCUCCCCUAUUCAGGUGGUGUCUAUCGUCUAUCUGGCGGGCGUGAAUAUCGCAGCUUUGAUGCUGACAUUGUCCGCAUCACCACACAGAAUGGGAUUGAAGGCUGGGGCGAGAGUACUCCCUUCGGUUCCACCUAUGUUGCUGCUCAUGCACUAGGUGCGCGAGCUGGAAUUGCCGAGAUAGCACCUAAACUGAUUGGUCUCGAUCCUCGGAAGGUAGAUCGCAUCAACGAUGCGAUGGACGAGGCUCUCGUUGGACACGAACAUGCGAAGACUGUUCUUGACGUUGCCUGCUGGGACAUUUUCGGCAAAUUAGGUAGGAGUGCCAGUCUGUGA